AUGCGCCAAUCCGCCCUCAUUGCCGUCGUGGGCGUUGUCCUCGAGAUGGCCUCGGCUGCGCCCACCCCCGGCAUCCUCGGCGCCCUUCUGGGUUUUGGCGGCGGUGGUGGUAACAAGGCCGGAGCCGGACCGGCGGCGGCGGGGGGCCAGCAGCCCGACGCCAACACGGGCACGCAGGGCGGUACCAGCAGCGCAAAUGCGGCUCAGGGCGGUGCAACCGGCGGAAACCUGGCCGGCAACACGGGAGCGACCGGGGUCGGAAGCAACACUGCCGCCGGAGGUCUGCAGCAGCAGCCGCUGUCGGUGCAGGACAUUGCCAACGCGCGCGACCAGUGGCAGGAUGACACCAGGACCGUGUCCAACUUCCUGUCGACGGCCGAGUCCAUGGACCCGCAGACGAUGCAGCAGGCGGCGAGCACGGCGCUGGCCGCCGAAAAGGACGAGCUGACGCACAAGGCGGUGCUGGACCAGCAGUUCAACAACGGCGGUGCAAACUCGGACCCGGCCGUGAGCCAGGCCGACCAGGUGCUCGACAAGCAGGGCACAUUUCAGUUUGUCGUCAACGGCCUGCAGCGUCUCGCGGACACGGGCGCCUCCAUGUCACCCCAGCAGGUCUCGGCCGAGGUCGCGUCCAUGAACCAGGACCGCUGCCCCUUUGUCCUGCCGUCCAUCGACACGUACCUCAACGCGGCCUCGAACGCUGUGCGAGACGGCACGAAUGCAAAGGCUAUUCGGCCCAACAACUGCCCCGGCAACACGGCCCAGGCUACCGGUCCGGUUGGUGGUCCUGCGGCCGGGCCGCCUCUCAACACCCAGGGUGUAAACAACCAGGGAAGCAACCAGCAGGGAAGCAACCAGCAAGGAAGCAAUCAGCAGACAGGCACCCAGCAGGGAGGCAGCCAGACAGGCAACCAGCAGUCGGGCGACCAGCAGUCGGGCAGCCAGCAGUCGGGCAGCCAGACAGGCAGCCAGAUAAGCAAUCAGCAGUCAGGCAACCAGCAGUCAGGCAACCAGCAGUCAGGCAUCCAGACAGGCACCCAGCAGGGAAGCAACCAGGCAGACAGCCAGCAGUCAGGCAACCAGCAGGGAGGCAGCCGGACAGGCAGCCAGCAGUCAGGCAGCCAGACGGCCAGCCAGCAGUCAGGCGGCCAGCAGUCAGGCAGCCAGCAGUCAGGCACCCAGGAGGGAGGCACCCAGGAGGGAGGCACCCAGACGGGCAACCAGCAGACGGGCAACCAGCACGGGGGGAACCAGCAGGGGAGCAGCCAGCAGACGGGCAACCAGUCAGGCAUUCAGAGCGGUAACCUGGGCAGUGCCCAAACCGGAGCCCGAAAUGGCGGCGGUUCUCUUGCCGGUACGCAAGCUGGGACUCUGACUGGGACUCAGACCGGUAGUACCAAAGCCAAUGGUGCCAAGACCGACGGUGGCCAAGCCGACAGCUCUCAAUCCAAUACUCAGCCUGGUGCCAAAUCUGGUGGUGCUCAAGCUGAGACGCAAGCUGAGACUCAGGCUGGCACCGGAACCACUGGCGCCGAGGCCAGCGGUGGCCAGGCCGGUGGCCAAACCAAUGGCCAAGCCGGCGGCCGUGGGGGAAGCAACAACAAUGACGACGACGACGACAACUGA
Hirsutella rhossiliensis is the source of this 1626-nucleotide messenger RNA. RefSeq lists its product as uncharacterized. The transcript has a single exon. NCBI's taxonomy places the organism in Eukaryota, Fungi, Ascomycota, Sordariomycetes, Hypocreales, Ophiocordycipitaceae. Bases 1 to 1626 code for a protein of 541 amino acids. The record is from RefSeq and is a predicted model, not a curated record.